Messenger RNA from Sesamum indicum (sesame), 1811 nucleotides. RefSeq names its product protein trichome berefringence-like 7. Gene Ontology annotation, cellular component: Golgi apparatus. Lineage: Eukaryota; Viridiplantae; Streptophyta; Magnoliopsida; Lamiales; Pedaliaceae. The record is from RefSeq and is a predicted model, not a curated record. Gene Ontology annotation, molecular function: O-acetyltransferase activity.
UUAACAUCGACCCCAUGUAGUUCAGACUUCAUUCUCACACCUACUGCUAUUAAAAUGCCCUCGUUCCCCUACCUUAUUCACCAUUCUUGAUUCCCAUUCGUCAACUGCAAGGCGACCAAGCAUUUUCACUAACUUAUGGUGUGUGUGUGUGUGUGUUCAUUUAUGCACAGAGCCCAGUUGCUGAAACUGUAAGAUUCUCCGCAUGCUUGCUUUCUACAGGCUUAAUUUGUACUUGGUAAAAGGAAAGUUCAUUUCUUGAUGAUGGCUGCUGUUUCUUUUGUUCUGUAAUUGCUGUGGUUAGUGGGGAUGGAUGCAACUGUGAGUAGAUUAUACCUUGACUUGAUGGGCCAUUUGAGGCCUGCGUUCAAGAAAAUUCUCAAAGUUAUCAAGUUUUUAGCUGGGAAUUAUAGCAAAAGCUGGACUUUUCAAUCUUUCACAGCAUUACUCAUGGUUGGUUCACUAGUUUGUUUCAUUGUAGUUAUGGGAUCCAGCUACUUUUUCAUGUUUCCCUCUUCCGAGGCAGUAGUUGAGACUAAUCAAAAUCAGGGGUCCAGUAAUAGUAGCAGGUCUCCUGAUACUUUGAGCAAGGGUUGCAAUGUGUUUGAUGGGAGAUGGGUGAUUGAUGAAAGUUACCCUUUAUACAAUGCGUCAGAAUGCCCUUUUGUUGAGCGUGGAUUUGAUUGUUUGUCCAAUGGAAGGAAGGAUACAGGAUAUCUUAAGUGGAGGUGGAAGCCCAAAAGUUGUGAAGUCCCAAGGUUUGAUGUUCAUGCUGUCUUGGAGUUGCUUCGGGGGAAGAGGGUCGUCUUUGUUGGUGAUUCUCUGAGUAGAACUCAGUGGGAGUCCAUGAUUUGCAUGUUGAUGAGUGGUAUUGAGGAUAAGAAUAGUGUGUAUGAAGUCAAUGGUAAUGAGAUCACAAAGCAGAUCAGGCAUUUGGCUGUUCGGUUCAGGCCAUUUAAUUUUACGGUUGAGUUCUAUCGCUCGGUUUUCCUAGUGCAGCCUGGUCCAGUGCCCAAACAUUCGCCCAAGAGAGUGAAGACUGUGCUGAAAUUGGACCAAUUGGAUGAUAUUAAUCGGGAAUGGAUUGAUUCUGAUAUUCUCAUAUUCAAUUCAGGACACUGGUGGACACCGACGAAGCUCUUUGAAAUGGGUUGGUAUUUUCAGAUUGGUGGAAGGAUAAAGCUCGGAAUGUCAACAAGUAAUGCCUUCAAAAUUGCAUUAGCUACCUGGCAAUCUUGGAUAGAGAAUGCAGUAAAUCCUAACAGGACACAUAUUUUCUUUCGAACCUUUGAAUCCACUCAUUGGAGUACUGGAUCCCGUCAGAAUUGCAAAGUUACAAGGCAGCCCUCCCUCAAAACUAAAGGGAGACAGAGGAGCUCAAUAUCUGAUGCAAUAAUUAAUGUUGUGAAAAAUGUAGCGAUUCCUGUAAAGCUGCUGCAUGUUACUCCAAUGGGGGCAUUCCGGAGUGAUGCACAUGUGGGCUCUUGGAGUGACAAUCCAUCGGUUCCUGAUUGUAGCCAUUGGUGCUUGCCUGGAGUACCAGAUAUGUGGAAUGAGCUCCUCUUCUCGUUUCUGCUUUCACAGUGAUGGAAUUUUUCAUCAUUUUCUAACCUUGUCAUUGCGUAACGUUCUUUUAUUCUUUGUUGAAGUUGCUGUCAACGUACCAACGGAAGAGACAACUCUGCGACAUACUCGACCUCAGUUUUUAGUGAUAUACGUUGUGUUCAUUUCUUGAAUGUCAAUACUUGUACUCGGUGAAUUAUUGUACUUCUGUAUACUGAAAGUAUACUGUAUAUCAUGAACUAUACAUCGUA